Molecule: messenger RNA, 4880 nt
Organism: Siniperca chuatsi (mandarin fish)
Lineage: Eukaryota; Metazoa; Chordata; Actinopteri; Centrarchiformes; Sinipercidae
Gene: slc16a10
Product: solute carrier family 16 member 10
Exons: 6
Coding region: 192-1709 (505 amino acids)
Biological process (GO): transmembrane transport
Molecular function (GO): monocarboxylic acid transmembrane transporter activity
Source: RefSeq, a predicted model, not a curated record
GCAAUUGACAGUUACUGUAGGAACAGAUGCUGCGUUACCAGCACCGCUUCAACUACAGCUCCACCUUAAUGGAUGCGACUUUACCCUAACCCGAAAGCCGUCAUUGCUCAGAUACAACGUGUGUUCAUUUUUCUUAAACUUAAAAAAACUGCCGUUUCUUUGCUCUUUAAUAUAACCCUGACAUAAAAACAAUGACAGAAGGGAACAAUAUGCCAGAAGAUGAUACAGCGGGUAAGGAUGAGGUGCCCGUCGGUGUGCCCGUCGGUGUGCCCGCAGAGGAGAAGCGGCCGGAAGAGGAGAAGACGGAGAACGGGGACUGGAAAGUGGCCGUGUCGGGGCAAACCGCGACUCCGGGAGCAGAGGAGGUCGAGUUUGUGCACCCCGAGGGCGGCUGGGGGUGGAUUGUCAUGCUGGCUGCUAUGUGGUGUAACGGCUCGGUGUUCGGGAUCCAGAACGCCUUUGGUAUACUCUUCCUCUCCCUCCUCCGGGAGUUCGGCUCCGAGGACGAUGAAGACCUCCGCUUCAGGACAGCGUGGGUGGGCUCCCUUUCCAUGGGGAUGAUCUUCUUCUGCUCUCCCAUCGUCAGUGUCUUCACCGACGUCCUCGGCUGCAGAGUUACCGCAGUGGGUGGUGCUGCGGUCGGCCUGGUCGGCCUACUGGCCAGCUCCUUUGUCACGUCCCUGGGCCCCAUGUACUUCACCUAUGGCAUUGUGUUUGCCUGCGGCUGCUCUUUCGCCUACCAGCCCAGCCUUGUCAUCCUGGGCCACUACUUCAAGAAGCGCCUGGGCCUGGUGAACGGCAUUGUGACGGCCGGCAGCAGCAUCUUCACCAUCACCCUGCCCUUCUUGCUGUCAGGCCUGCUGGAAAAAGUGGGCCUCCAGAACACCAUGCGCAUCCUCUGCAUCCUUAUGGUUGUGUUGAUGCUGGCCGGCUUCACCUACAAGCCCCUGCUGCCAGUAAAAUCCACCAACACACACACAGGCAGCCGGUGCCCACCCAUGAGCCAGAUCUUCAAUAUCAAUAUCUGGAAGUCUUUGGGAUAUCGCAUUUGGGCCUUCGGUAUCCCUGCAGCCCUCUAUGGCUACUUUGUGCCUUAUGUUCAUCUGAUGAAGCACGUGGAGGAGCGUUUUGGACCAGAAGCCAGUAAAGAAGUUCUGCUCAUGUGCAUUGGCAUCACAUCCGGCGUGGGCCGUCUCAUCUUCGGAAGAGUGGCAGACUAUGUUAAUGGAGUCAACAAAGUCUAUCUGCAGGUGGCUUCCUUCUUCGUCAUCGGCCUCAUGUCCAUGAUGAUCCCUCUGUGCAACAUCUUCGGCGGGCUGAUUGCCGUAUGCCUGCUGAUGGGGUUGUUUGACGGAUGCUUCAUCUGCAUCAUGGCCCCUAUCGCCUUUGAGCUGGUCGGGGCCAAAGACGUGUCGCAGGCCAUCGGCUUCCUGCUGGGCCUGAUGUCCGUGCCCAUGACUGUGGGGCCCCCCAUCGCAGGCUUCCUGAGGGACAGACUGGGUAGCUACGACGUGGCCUUCUACCUGGCAGGCAUCCCCCCGAUCGUCGGAGGAGCCAUGCUGUGUCUGAUACCCUGGGUGGAGGCCAAGCGCAAGAGGAGGGAGAAGGAGGAGGCCCUGAGCAGGGAGCAGGACGUCACCCAGAAGAUGAUAGAGCACAAGAAGGCUCAGGAAGACGCACAAUGCAAAACUGGAGAGUCUGUCCUCUAAGAGCCCCACUGAACAGACUGAGACACACAGGGUCAGACUGAGACUGCUGAGUACUGAGUUUUUAGCCAAGAUUGUAAUGACUGCCUUCUAUAGGAGAAUGUUGGAAAACGCCAAAGCGAUGAAACAUAUCAUCAUAAGUCAUAAGUUGAAGUACAGUUUAACAUGAAUGUGAUCCUGAAGAACUAUGCAUUAGAUUGUUUCAAUUAGACUGAACUAAUCUUACAGCAGGCAAACUUAAAGUUUUAAAUGAAAAUGGAGAAAACCGCACAUUUCGUAUUUGUCACAGGGGAAAGAAGGCAUGCUGUACUUACUAUAAACGCACUGCAGUGUCUUUAGCCAGUGUCUCUACCAAAGACAACAAUUUCAGGUGGCAUUCUUAAGGGAAAGGUGGACUUGCAUCAUUCUUUACAAUCAGUUUUCAACACGACCUUAUGUUUUUAGAUGAAGAAAUAUGGCAUAAAAAGAACACAUUGGAUUAUAUAAGAAAGGAAACCAGUCAGGUGUCGGAAUAUAACUUGUUUGGCCUCAAUCAACAUCUUUGUUUUGCAUCAGUGCAAAGCAAACAGGUCUGCUAAAGAUUUCUCCUUAAACCUGCCAUCUUUAUUGCCUCCAGUAUCCCCAUCUUAAAGCAAGCCAAAAUUGUAAAUAUUGGUCCACAGUAUUUCAAAGGGACUGUAACUGUCACUUAAGAGAAGUUCUCUGAGAGAUUUGAGCCUUGGGAGGUCAUUAUUAGUGUUAGUCAUGAAGCUCUGGGAUCCUCUGAGCUGUAAAGGUGCUCUGACACUUCAGGGGAAGCAGCUUUAAGCACAAUGAUUUUACAUCUCAAGACAAGCAGCUCUGUCCCCCAGGCUGGAAUGAGAAACCUCCACAGUGUUUUACAUUAAUAUCUUUAAAGGAAUAGUUCGACAUUAUAGGAAAUACAGGAAAUACACUUAUUUGCUUUCUGGCCAACAGUUAGAUGAGAAAAUCGAUACCACUCUAGUAGCUGUCCGUUGAAUAUAUGGCUACAGCCAGCAGCACGUUAUCUUAGCUUAGCACUAAGACUGGAAAUGGGGAAACUGCUAGGCUGGCCCUGUCUGAAGGUAACAAAAUUGGACUUCCAGUACCUCUAAAGCUCACUAAUUAACAUGUGUUAUUUUGUUUGUAUAAUCCUUACCAAAAAAUGUAUGUAAAAAUGUGAAGUUGUGGCUUUAGAGGGGUGUUUAUGUACUGGACUAUAUCUUGGCAGACGCAGAGACUCCCUGGAAUAUCGUAAGCAUGUUUCCAAAAAAUUUGAAAUGAUUCCUCUAACAAUAAAAACUCUUAGCCAGCACAAGUGUACCUGCUUUCAGUUAUGAACCUAAAUAUUGAUUCAUAAGGAACAUAUUAACAUUGUGUUUGUGUACAUGUCUAUGAAUUGACUGUAGUAUUGACAUUAAGCAGUAUUUCUUUUAAAAGAACCAAUGGUGAGACUUGUUUUUAAAGUUGUUCUUUUUUCUCUGUAAUUUGGUCCAAAUUCAGCAUAUACUUUCAUUGUGCUACAUAAAUUUACAAUGUCAUUCCACUGUUUAAAGUGGAAAAGGCUCAUAUGCUUCCUAGUGUAUAAAAGAAAAUUAAGUUUGCCCAGUAGCUGACGUGGUCCAGGUCAUAAAACAACCAUCACCGUGUCAACAACAGAUCACCUGCUUGGAUGGAUGACCUCUUAAAAGGACCAAAAAAGCCACAAAACACUGGUGCAAAUGUAGUUCCUCGCCACUUUAUAAAAAGGCUAUUACACAUUUACCUAUAGUAUCUUAUCAUUUGAGAGACUAGUCUCCACUAUUUGAAAUGGAGCUGAAGACAUGAGUGGGACUAUUCAUUUACUACAUGACCAUUAGUUAAGUUAAGUCAAGUUAAUCAUUAACUCUGUACCCAGCUCAUUAACCUUUAGUAGAAAGGGGUUUGUUUUAAGUUUUCAUAUCGUAUUUAUUUGGUUUUUGUGGAGAAUGUCAUGCUGUGAUUGACGGGCAUUUGCCUAAAGUCUUGACUUCAUUUACUGAAGACCAAAAUGAAAGUGUAUUAAUCCUGUUUGCUUGCUGUCAUACGUCUCCCUAAAGCCUACAGGUAGUGUCAGUGAAGCAUCUGAACACGUCAGGAAGUGACUCGUCAGUCCGUCACUGCUGACAGUGAUAGACUGCUUGAGGAAAACUCCGAGACCUUUUGGAAAACAGUGCACCAACAUUGAAUUUCUGUGGGUCAAUGAUUUUUCCUCUGCAGACCUGUGACACUGUCUACCUCAGAUGUUGUACACAACAAGUGUGAGAAACUUAAACAGCAUUUACAUCUUUUCUCCUCUAAAUAUAUAUUUUUAUUAUGAUUAAAUCACAUUUGUUGCCUUUCAAUCCAAGCCUAACUUUUUGUAGUGACAUGCAUGACUGUUUAUUGCAAACUUUACUUUAUUUUGAGACUGUUCAAGUAAUUUCUUGCCAAAGAAAUUGCUUAAUUUGUACCUCUGAAUUUUGAUUGUAAACCUCUUUGCCAUGCAAACAUUUAAAUGCUUUAUUAUGCUCAUUAUUUUUACUUCACUAAUUUAAUUUAGUUAUUGCUUCACACCUGCUUCUUGAAAUUAUCUGGGGCAUUCAAAGAGACAUUUUGAAAAAAGUCAACAAUUGCAUGACUUAUUGUUAUUUAGUAAUGACUUUAGACCAAAGUUGCCUUAUUAAAUUGCCUUUUCUGUCUUAAUAGCGUCUCCAGAGGAUUUAUGUGGCAAACAGGAGCCUUCUGACCCAAUGUUUAUAGCAUUUCAUUGUUUAUUUGCUGUUGUUAUUUUGGCUCUCUCACAUCUUAUCCAACCACUGGCUUUAUUCAGAGUAUCUGUAUAUAUGUAUGCAUUUUGAUUUUGCUGGAAGUGCAGAUGAAGAUUUAUUUCUGUAAAGCUUUGCUGCAAGAAAUGCAUCUUUGCUACCACUUUCAUCCUAUUUUUGCAUAGUUUUGUCUUAAUUUUGGUUCACUUCACUAACUUCGCUUCGUUUUGUCUUAUUCAUAUCUCUAAUGAGUUACCCAAAAUGUUUUCUACUAAAAUAUAACUUUCCCUAUCUUUCCUAUCUGCUGCAGGAUGUGCGGCAAACUACAGUAUAUGCAAUGUAAUAUUAUGUAAACACAAUCAGAUUUCAAUAUUUUCAAGACAGUAAAAAAAAAAAGAUGUUUACUUUU